Cyprinus carpio (common carp) is the source of this 4759-nucleotide messenger RNA. It is a transcript of the gene tp53inp2b, whose product is annotated as tumor protein p53 inducible nuclear protein 2b. Lineage: Eukaryota; Metazoa; Chordata; Actinopteri; Cypriniformes; Cyprinidae. Gene Ontology annotation, biological process: autophagosome assembly; positive regulation of DNA-templated transcription. Gene Ontology annotation, cellular component: autophagosome; nucleus. The record is from RefSeq and is a predicted model, not a curated record.
UAUUCUGAUCUGCGGAUCAGCUGGGCGAAGCAAUAACAUCACAAACAAUAUCUGCUGGAAACACACACAAGCUGCAGAUGCUACGGCUGAAACGACGUGUAAAUCACAAUUUACACGCAGAUUUCUUCUAAGAAGAAAUUCUUUUUCUUUUCUUUCUUUUUUUCUCUUUUUUUGUGAAAUUACUACCUCAUAUAAAAAUAAUACCUAAAGCUAUGCUUUAAGAUUUUUGUCGUUUUUAUUGUGUGGUCGUCGCGUUUACAACUUGACUAUUUCUGCAGAUCUUUGCACCAAGUGAGACCUUAUAUUAAACUGCGCCUUCUCUGAAGACUCAAAAAAGGCCAAUACACCUGUGAUCAACCUGCCAUCUGUUACAUCACUGAAAAAAACACAAAAAUUAGCGACUUUAGUUAAUUAAACAUUUAAGUUAAUUAAACAUAAAAAAUAUAUAUAAAAUAUAUAUUAAAAAAAACUUCUAAGGCAGCUAUUCCUCAGGAAACAAAAAACUGUGACCUUUGACCUCCGAGGCAGCCAUGUUCCAGCGGCUCACCAGUUUAUUCUUUGGAAGCGAGGAAGAAGUUACUCCAGAUCUGAAGGGACCAAAGCCCUGUGUGUCUGAGGCUGAUGAAGAGGGAUGGCUCCUGGUCAGUCUGCACGGUGAGGAUGGGCCAGAGGCAGCUUCAGUAGCAUGCGCCCGUCCCCGCAGUGAAUGUCAUGCAUCUCAGAUAUGCAGCCCCUCUCCUCCUAUCUGCAGAAACCGCAGGACUAGAGCAGGCAGGAUACGGGCAGCACAUCCUUCCUCCCCUUCCAUCUGCUCUCCUCCUGAUCCCGCCUCCUUCUUUCACCUUGAGUCAGUAGAAGUGAAUGUGUUGUUAAGCGAGCGGGGAUCGUGUUCCUGCAGCAUGGAUGAGAGCUGGUUUGUCACCCCUCCCCCCUGUUUUACUGCAGAGGGAGCCACGGCGGAGGCCAGCCCCAUGGAGGACCUCCUCAUCGAGCACCCCAGCAUGUCCGUGUACGUCUCCGCUGGCCCUCUCCCUGCGGUGGAAGAGAGCACCACCAGCCUGGCUGGCAGUGUCAGCAGGAUGUCUGAAUCAGCAGCACCCGUAAUGACCAGGAGCAGCAUGUCCACACGGGUUACCCGAGGAGCAGCCGCACAGGCAGGUGCCCUGGCUAAAGUCACCCAGGUCUCCAGGGUCCAGAGGGCCAAAGCCCGCACUGAGCGUCGCCACCUGGCACGCAACCGCAUGCAGCGCCAAAACCGUGUGCGUGAACAGGUGCAACGGCGCGCGACCCACACCCGCAACUCCUUCCUGCACCAACCGUGCCAGCGCAACUUCAGCCACUGAUGCUUUAAAGUUUACAUUGAGGGCAUUAUAACCCAACCCAAGAAAACCCACACCUCCCAAUGAAUCCCCUACCUUCUCAAGUUCUCCUUUUGCUUUUACUGGUUUUAUGUCCAUAAUGUUAUUCAUUUUCAUAUUAAUAUUAAUCAGGUUUGUCUUUGAGCACAAGCCAGUUUAUCCUCUUUUCACUCUUAUCUGGAAACUCACUACCAAGCACAAUUACUCUAAGACCAUUUAUAUAUUUGCUAAAAUGGCCAUGUACCUCCAAUAACACCUAAAUCAGUUUCCCUAUCUAGGAGUAUAGCUGAAAAGGAGACAUGUGUAAACUCUGUAUCUUUACAUACAUCCCUCUAAAUGUAUAUAAAUGAUACUUCAGGUACAUUGACACUGUUCGUUGAAACAUAAUCAGGUUAAAUUGUCAAAAGAAGGAAACAUCCAACCACUGAAUGCUUCAUAGAAACAUGAUCCUAAGAUCACAUCACACUAAGAGAACAAAAAGCUACUACAGCAAUGAAAAGGUCACUUAUAGACAACAAGAAUGAAAAGUAUGUAGAUAAAGUUUGAGUGAGCAAGAAUAGUAAACAGAUACAUGCAGUUUAGAGUUUGCAGAUUAAGACAAAUCUAGCCGGUUUGUAAAGAGGUCAUUUCAAAGUAGAUGUUGCUGCCUGAUUUUCAGCAUAGCGGUGCUAACUUUCAAUAGUAAUUCAACUCCCAAACAAUUUCCUUUAAUUGCUUGCUUUUGAAUGACCUCUGUUCCUAAACCUAGUGAACCUAAACAGCAGUUAGGAAACACCAUAUAUAGGUGUGCUUCCGCAAAGGCAGUAUCCUUCCAAGAAAAAACAGUUUCACUGAAGAAAUCAAUUCAAGAUGGUGGAGAAAGUGGGCACUGUCAAUUUUAUACAUAGUCUGAAUGGGAAAAAUACCCCAGUGCAUUUAUAAAUAGAUAUUUACAACCAAUAUAUAGGUGUGCUAUGAAUUUGUGCUUGUUAGAGCAUUGCCUUACCUUAGCUUAGCAACAUGCUAACAUCAAAUUCUAUUGGAAUCAACUGUAAUCAUCAAAACUCUUGUGUAUUUUGUCAUUCAUUCAGUACCAAAAAGUAUAGAAAACAGCUUAGCAACAUGUUACCAUCAAACUCUAUUGAAAUCUAUUUUUAAUUAAUGUCUCUUGAGGCAGCUUCUUAAGGUAUCUAGCUCACUAGAUUUUGAAACAGAGCCUUAAGGUAAACUGACAGAGUCCAUCAUGGAUAGCACUCAUAUAACAACAACAACAUAUUACUAAGAAGAUUUAUUAUUAUUAUUUUUCAAUGAUCUCUUAGGGAUAAAGCUGUUUAGCGUUUCCCUAAAAUGUGACAUGAAGCUAAAGCUGACAUGAUAGCUCCCUGUCAAGAUCUGAUCUAAUAGAAAGCGAUCGCAGGAUCAUCGGGGCAAUGUGCAAUGUCUUUACAGUUUAACUUCUAGAGCUAAGGAGAGGUUGCCGUAGACUAUGGAUAUAAUUGCUUAUAGAAUGUGCAGGAUAGUAUCGAUUGUGACUGUUUAUUUGCUUCAUGGAGGAUUACUGUUUGGUGAAUUUCACAAAAACAAAAAGUGUCAAGAUGGCUGCAUAAUCUGCAAAAUAUAGUCACUUUUGAUUUUGGGUUGCAAUUUGUCAAGUUUUUGUGAGAUUGACCUGAUGCUCCACAAAAAAAAAAAAAAUCAUAUGCUUGUCCAUUGCAAAGCUUUCAGUGUAGCUUGAAAGUUCCCCUGUCCAGCACUUAAUGCUUUCACUGUGUGUGAAAUCACUGUGACCACAGAGACAAAGAACGAAAACGUUUCCCAUGACCAUUUCUCUGUUUCUCAAAACAUCCGUUUCUCAGACGAUGUCAUUAUUUGCAUUUCACCAUACCUCUUAAAUACUGAUUAUACGAUUGUGCUUUACAUCUUCAUUGUAUUCUGAUGUCUGUCAGAGGUUGCUGGGUCAGCGUCUCUCUUUUGACGGACCCAGCACACAUGCACUCACACUAACGCAUACGUUGAAUCCUAAAAUGUGCUCUUCCUUGAUAGUCAGCGAAUACUCUCGGCACAUAUAUAGGAAAUGCGUCCACCACGUUGUGAUCUAUCUUACAUGUGUAUUCAGUAAUGAAUAGACUAACAAUGGUGCUUAAAGUAUAUAAUUAUAUGACUGUUUGUACAUUUUUUGAGACUUUGAGAAGUUUGCACUGUCUUACGUUUUAUGGAGAAUCAUGGUAUUUAGCAGUAUGCUGUUUUCGUUUGCAAUGGUGAAUGAGAUGCCAACAUGCAUGAGUUGGAGAAAAAGCUACCUUUAGAGGUAAACAAUUAGUUGCAUUCAAAUGUGUAUAAUUGCAAACUAUUUACAGUUCAGUGUUUGCGUUAUUUUCAUUUUGAAACAUCACCUUCCUGUUUUCAUGGUAUCGUUUAACCAUAUGUUGCUCCAAAUACUUAAGAACAUGUUCUUACUGGGUAUUUUAUGAUAGGAACCAACAUCUGCCAUGUUGUCAGUACCACCAUUGAGCUGUUUUGCAUUAAGAGGAUUUGAUUUUACAUGCAAUCUUCUUUUAUUUCUUCUGUCAGUUUAGUGUUGAGUCAUUUUAAGAGUUCUUGUAGUCUUUCCUAUAUAACCUGCCAAAAUCUGUAAAUCUAUUAUUGUAGUAGGCUAUCUAAAGCUAUCUAUUAACAAAAUAAUGUAACUAUAAUGUAAAUCUAAAUAUGCUUUUAUUUCUUUGUUUUCAUUUGAAACUGAUUGUUUCUACAUUAUAUUGACUCCACAGAGAGUGCAGUACGAAUGUCAGUGGUGUAUCUAGGAGAAUCCAAUGCCCUGUAGCCUUACAAGGGUCCUUAACAUCGUCCACUUGAAGGUUGUCUUCUGUUUGCAUUGUUUCUACAUGUUAGAUGAAGUGGACACGGCAAUAUCGCAUAAUGAACGUACAUUCAGUGAUCUCUGCCCUCGGAACAGAUCCACCGCUGCUGUUCAGCGCAACAACUGGGCAAUGUAUACUCUGUGUUAUCUUUCUCUGUGUGUGUGUGUGUUCAAUAUGAUUCAUUUAAUUUGGGGGACUAGAAUGAUAUAUGUUAGGCCUCAUAGCGAUAGUUAUUUGUGAUUUAAGGAAGGGUUGACUGAAAACAUGAAACGAGAAAAGACUACAAAAAUAAAUAUGCUUGUAUUUUUUCCUCAUAUUGUUAUUAGAAGAGACGUUCACCUUAGUAACAAAGUACAAAUAGAGUAUUAAAAAUGACUGGUGUACAUGAUAUCUAUGGUGAUUGUGCCUUUCACUGUUCUGCAUGGUUUUCAUGAUGUGCCGACUGUUUCAUCCAUAUGACAUGGGCAUCAGAGACCUAUGCAAAAUACUAUGAUGGGUUUCCAGCAUCCUUGCAGAAAUGCAGGUACCAGACAAUAACAAUAAACACUCAGGAUGCAACUGCAA